AUGAUGGAAAUGGUUGUGGCUUUUGAAACUCAUGCUCAAACGGAUGGAGAUCCAGAAACUCUUUCCAAGAUGGAACUCAAGGAAUUGAUCCAGGCGGAGAUGCCAGGAUUCCUCGAGGUAAGGUCAUACUGGGAUUAAUAACUGCUUUAGCUGAGUCAGUUAAAUACCUUUUACACUUACAAGUGUUUUAAACCUCAAGCUCCUCUGCUCAGAUGAAUAAAAGUUCUGAUGAUUUGAACAAAAUCACAACCAUUUGUUUCUCUUUGGACAUGAAGGUAAAAUUUAUUUCUGAUGCAAAUAGACAGUUCUGAACUUGAACAAAGUUCUAGUCUUAAAGAUUUGGCAAGAAAAAAGACAUUUCAAGCUUCUGUGUUCUGAAAUGACCAUUGUUGAGGUAAAAAAGUAAGCACUGUUAUGUUUUAGGAGUGUCCAGGAAGCACACAAGACAUCCAAGGUAAAGUGGACACACUGAUGAAUAAGCUGGAUCAAGACGGAGACGGAAAGAUGGACUUCAUGGAGUUCAUCGACUUUCUUGCUGGUCUGACUUUAGCCAUCUACAGUCACGUUGGACCCUGCCGGAAAAUCAAGUGA
This is a messenger RNA of Xyrichtys novacula (pearly razorfish), 591 nucleotides long. Lineage: Eukaryota; Metazoa; Chordata; Actinopteri; Labriformes; Labridae. The record is from the annotation of a GenBank genome assembly.